GGAUGGCUGGAGAAGGUCACGAUUUGCAGUUGAGCUGAGAGAGGCGUGAAGCAUCAUCCGUCCCCUGCUGACAUUUGAGAAUUAGAGGUAUGGAUCUUCGGCAUCUGCUGUUUACUUUGGCACUGGUCUGUGCAAAUUACUCACUUUCUGCAAGUGAUGACCUUUUGCGGUGGCCACAAAUCAGCAAGUGCAGAUCACCUGAACUGGAGACAUUUUCAUGUUAUUGGACUGAUGGAAAUUUUUAUAACCUCACUGCUCCAGGAACAAUACAACUAUUGUACAUGAAAAGGAAUGACGAAGACUGGAAAGAAUGCCCUGAUUAUAUCACUGCAGGAGAAAAUAGCUGUUACUUCAACACAUCCUACACCUCUAUUUGGAUACCGUAUUGUGUUAAGCUUGCCAAUAAAGAUGAAGUAUUUGAUGAAAAAUGUUUCAGCGUUGAUGAAAUAGUACUGCCUGAUCCCCCUGUCCACCUUAACUGGACUCUGCUAAAUACUAGUCAAACUGGGAUCCAUGGGGAUAUUCAAGUAAGAUGGGAUCCACCACCAACAGCAGAUGUUCAGAAGGGAUGGAUUACUCUGGAGUAUGAAUUGCAGUACAAAGAAGUUAAUGAGACAAAAUGGAAGGAGUUAGAACCCAGGCUCUCAACAAUGGUUCCACUGUACUCUCUGAAGAUGGGAAGAGAUUAUGAGAUACGAGUCCGAUCAAGACAACGUACCUCCGAAAAAUUUGGGGAGUUCAGUGAAAUCCUUUAUGUAUCUUUCUCACAAACAGGUGUUGAAUUUGUUCAUUGUGCUGAAGAAAUUGAGUUUCCAUGGUUCUUAGUUGUUAUCUUCGGAGCAUGUGGGCUGGCCGUAACAGUGAUCUUAAUCCUGCUGUCUAAACAACCAAGGUUAAAAAUGCUGAUUUUUCCUCCUGUACCAGUUCCAAAGAUUAAAGGGAUUGACCCAGAUCUCUUGAAGAAAGGAAAGCUAGAUGAAGUGAACUCCAUCUUAGCCAGCCAUGACAACUACAAGACACAGCUAUACAACGAUGACUUGUGGGUUGAGUUUAUUGAGUUGGACAUAGAAGACCCCGAUGAAAAGAACAGAGUCUCAGAUACUGACAGGCUCCUGAGUGAAGACCAUCUGAAAUCACACAGUUGCUUGGGAGCCAAGGAUGAUGAUUCUGGACGGGCCAGUUGUUGUGAACCAGAUAUUCCAGAGACAGACUUCAGUGCAAGCGACACAUGUGAUGCCAUCUCUGAUAUUGAUCAGUCGAAAAAGCUAACCGAAAAAGAAGAGGAUCUCUUGUGCCUUGACAGAAAAGAUAAUGAGUCGUCACUUCCAAGCCUUGCCGACACAGACACCCAACAGCCACACACAAGUAUUCGAUCUGAAAAUAGCCAGCCGUGGCCACCUUUUGCAGACAGCAUUGGCUCAGCAAGUCCAUCGGUCCAUACCCAGCUAAGUAACCAGAAUUCGUUGACAAAUACUGACUUCUAUGCGCAAGUGAGUGAUAUUACUCCAGCAGGCAGUGUUGUACUUUCACCAGGGCAGAAAUCCAAGAUGAGGAGAGCACAGUGUGAAGGCUGCACAGAACAAAACUUCACCAUGGACAAUGCCUACUUCUGUGAGGCAGAUGUGAAAAAAUGUAUUGCUGUGACUUCCCACGAAGAGGGUGAGCCGCGUGUUCAGGAGCAAAGCCGUAUCGAGGACGCUUACUUCACCACAGAGAGCCUUACCACUACCGGUGUCAAUCUUGGAGCUUCAACAGCAGAAACCCCAAGUUCAGAGAUGCCUGUCCCAGACUAUACGUCUAUUCAUAUCGUCCACUCUCCACAAGGCCUUGUGCUCAAUGCAACUGCACUGCCGGUACCAGACAAGGAAUUCAACACAUCAUGUGGCUACGUGAGCACAGACCAGCUGAACAAAAUCAUGCCGUAGCUCUUCUUUGACUAGGUGUGUGCAGUAUUUCACAGCAGAGAGU
Messenger RNA from Egretta garzetta (little egret), 1968 nucleotides. RefSeq names its product growth hormone receptor (gene GHR). The coding region runs from base 90 to 1925 and encodes 611 amino acids. The record is from RefSeq and is a predicted model, not a curated record. Gene Ontology annotation, molecular function: growth hormone receptor activity; growth factor binding; cytokine binding. The transcript has 9 exons. Gene Ontology annotation, cellular component: external side of plasma membrane; cytosol; membrane. Gene Ontology annotation, biological process: positive regulation of peptidyl-tyrosine phosphorylation; cytokine-mediated signaling pathway; positive regulation of receptor signaling pathway via JAK-STAT. Lineage: Eukaryota; Metazoa; Chordata; Aves; Pelecaniformes; Ardeidae.